Exophiala xenobiotica is the source of this 2429-nucleotide messenger RNA. RefSeq lists its product as uncharacterized. NCBI's taxonomy places the organism in Eukaryota, Fungi, Ascomycota, Eurotiomycetes, Chaetothyriales, Herpotrichiellaceae. Gene Ontology annotation, cellular component: Ubp3-Bre5 deubiquitination complex; ribonucleoprotein complex; cytosol. Gene Ontology annotation, molecular function: mRNA binding. Bases 347 to 1933 code for a protein of 528 amino acids. The record is from RefSeq and is a predicted model, not a curated record. Gene Ontology annotation, biological process: ribophagy; protein deubiquitination. The transcript has 3 exons.
GUUCAAGUCCAUCUCGUGCGAUCCAAAUCCGCGGCUUCUGGCACCUUCGCCCUUGUCACUAUUCUAUACGGUUUCCUCUCACACUCCUUGUGGUACCUCUUGAAGCUUUUCGCAUCCAAAGUCCUGCCUGCCUGCGUGACAGAUUACCGAUUGGUGAUAUCCAUCCAUCCACUUCUUACGCACAACAGUACGUGGCGGACAUUCUCAUAAUUCACUCAAGAGAAGAGGGACAUCCUUGCACCACCGGAGGUCUACAGCUCAUUGAACGCUCAUACACGCGACGACUUCCGCAUAUCUGCCCUUCUGCGCACCAGUUCUCUUCUCGUCUCUAGGCUGAUCCUCCAUUAUGGCGACCGAAACUACUGGAACCAACGGCCUGUAUGGCACAAAUCAAUAUACCCAGCCCGUUGAGCUCGCUGCAUCCGCCCCAUCUGCGCCAACUCAUGCCUCCUCUGCCUCUCAAAGUACUACCACCUCUACAAACGCUCAAAAGGCCGAUCCGCAAGAGAUCGGAUGGUAUUUCGUCGAGCAAUACUACACAACACUAUCAAAGAGCCCGGAAAAGAUCCACCUAUUCUACUCCAAGAAAUCACAGCUCGUUACUGGCGUCGAGGCCGAGAAGGUUGUUCCUGCUGUUGGCACAAAGGCCAUCAGCGACAAGAUCAAGGCGCUCGAAUUCCACGACUGCAAAGUCCGUGUCCUCAAUGUCGAUUCUCAAUCCUCCUUCAACAACAUCGUCGUCCAGGUCAUUGGUGAGAUGUCAAAUAAAUCCGAACCUCAUCACAAGUUCGUCCAGACCUUCAUCCUCGCCGAGCAACCCAACGGAUACUUCGUCUUGAACGACAUCUUCCGUUACCUUAGCAAUGAUGAGGAUGAGAUCGUCGAGGAUGAGCAGCAACAACUCGAACGGCCCGCUGAAGAACCUUCCACCCCUGCCACAGGUAUUCCAGACACUCAGACGAGCCAAGAAGAGACAGUUGUCACGGAAGCCGCUGCUGAAGAGGUUGACGAAAAGCUCGAGGAAGUCGAGCAAGAAGCAGCUCCAGCUGCUGAGACAGAGGUCAAUGGCGCACUUGUUCCUAAUGCCGCGGAAGAGCCAGCCGAAAAACCAGAGAGCGAGGAAACUACCGCAGAAGCCUUGGAGGCGGUGAAAGCUGCUACUCCAGCUCCAGAGGAACCAUCCGCUGCUGAAGCUAACCAGCCCGAGACCACUGCUGAGACUGCGACCCCACCAACUGCCGAAGCACCACCGGCAAAAAAGACUUGGGCAAGUAUGCUCGGCGGUGGCUCCAAAUCCCCAGCAAUUCCUGCUCUUCCUGUGACCACGCCUGCCACUCAACCAAAAGCGCCUCGCCCUUCGCAGCCUGUUCAAACAUCCAAAGCCCCAGCCGAGACUACACCAGCUGCAAACACCACCGCGAGCACUCCUACUUCGCAGAGCAAUGGCUGGCAGACAGCUGACCACGGCAAGAAGGGAAAACCACAGAACAAAGCUACACCAGAGGGCACAGUGCUCGCAUACAUUAAGAAUGUAAACGACAAGGUAGAUGCUCGAAUUCUUCGAGAAGUCCUUGAAAGCCAUGGCGAGCUCAAAUACUUCGAUGUCUCGCGACCAAGAAACUGUGCGUUCGUUGAAUUUGCUGAUCCUGCUGGCUAUAAUGCGGCUGUUGCUGCCAAUCCCCACCACAUCGGGUCCGAACAGAUCUACGUGGAAGAGCGUCGCCCUCGUCCGAAUGCUUAUGGAGGUAGCAACGCCAGCUACACUCGAGGUGGUGGUGCCCAAGCUGGACGCGGUCGUGGUGGCAUGCAAGGCGGCCGCUCUGGCAGCCAGACCAACUUUCCAAAGGAUGCCGGUCGCGGUAGCUUUCCGCAGAGAGGCGGCAAGUCCGGUACAGUGACUCCUAAAGGGCGUGGUCAACCUCAAGCUGCUUAAAUCAGCCCGACUCUUUGUGACGGGUCGAGGAACAUCCUCACCGACCCCUUUCCUGCCAUUUAUGGAUUAACACAGCGGUACAAAAGUGAUGGGAUGACCUUCAAUACUUUCUGCAACGGCGUACUCGGAAAAAGUUUUCCCCCGUUAUGUCUUCUGGCAAUGCAUUGUCAUGGCAUAGCGUACUUCGGAUUGAUAGCACGACCAGAUUCCCAUUGUUUCAGAGAUUGAUGGCAUGUAUCUGCAACCGAUUUUUUUCCAGUGAUGCACAGCAGCUCAGGGCCAUGGUCAGGGGCAAGCGUGUCUUUCAGCGAGGGCAUAUACUUUUUGUCUGCGGGUUAUUUCACCAAUUCUAGGAUUCUCCUGGAGAGUGGGGGUUGAAGCUGUACAUUAGUCUUUAUUAUUAUGAGACAUACCUGGGGUAAUGAUGACUGUUGCAGUUAAUGACCUUUACGGAGUACAUAGUAUGUCCUGUUUAGCUGAGGUUGGAGGUGCCAUG